Molecule: messenger RNA, 2217 nt
Organism: Dunckerocampus dactyliophorus (ringed pipefish)
Lineage: Eukaryota; Metazoa; Chordata; Actinopteri; Syngnathiformes; Syngnathidae
Exons: 11
Coding region: 36-767 (243 amino acids)
Source: RefSeq, a predicted model, not a curated record
ACAGAUCUCAGCCGCCCUUUCUCGUGAGGCUCGUAAUGGCUGCAGCUACAAUGUUUUGUUUUAAACUUUUUAUCUUAAUUUACUACUUUGGUUUUUGUGUCAGUGGACAAGGAUGUGAACAACACAACGUGUCCUGCAACAACAUUAUGAUUGGUGAUGGCUUCAACUUCUUCAUUCUGUGUAAACCAUCAGACAAAACACAAAUUCAGCAAAAUGGGAUUACCAUCGCUCACAGGAAUUAUGGAAAUAUCGAGCAGCUUCCAGAUGUACUUGAAAUGGACAACGACACCAUUUUGACAAAAAGUUGUGUGAACACCACAAUCAGGUGCAGCUAUAAGCACCCCAAGACCAUGGAAAAGGUCGAACGCUGUGUGACAUUUGUAACUACUGACACAAAUCCAAGUGACCAAAAGAAGCAUGCCAGUGUCGGGGGGAUCAUUGGCUUUUGGGCCAUGGGCGUGGUUGCUGUUCUGGUUGGAUUUGCUUUCCUGGUAUUUGUGUGCCAUUAUUGCAGUUGGCGAAGAACCAAGAGAAAGCAGAAUGUUGCUGCAACAUUUGGAGGCUAUUGCAAACAUCUGGGAACCACUCUCAGAAUUUGUUGCAUUAGUAGGCCGGAUGGACAAGGUGACAUUGGUCAGAGCCAUGAUGACAAUCAUGACAGCUCUACGGAUGCUGGGAACACUAGAACACCUAUGCUUCCGGGAGCUGAUGAACAAUUGGAAAUGCAAGAUGUUCAGGUUGGAAAUGGCUCUUCUGCAGCAUAUUGACGUGGAGUCACCAUCUGGCCAGAAGAACCAAAGAGAAAAUAAAUACGAUAUAUAUAUAUAUACAUACAUAUAAAUGAAUCAAUCUAUUUUAUAAUACGAUAUGAUACUGUUUGCGAGAGUGAAUUCCAAUGCGGAAUACUGAUGGAUGCGGUGGACGCAUACACAGAUGUAUUAUAAAACAAAUAAUAUUUAUAUUAUUUAUAUUAUUCAUAUUUAGGGGCCGCACGGUGGUCUAGUGAUUAGCAUGUUGGCCAACACAGUAACAGUCUGGAGAUUGGGAAGACCUGAGUUUGUUUUUUCUUUGAGCGGAUUCUUUGAUACUCCACAACUGCAUUCUGAAUUGGACUACCUCAUGUCAUCUUCUGAGGAAUGGAAAGAAGAAACCUUUUACUGUUGGAUAAGCACGGACUACAACUUUACCACAACCUCAUCUGUGCAAUCAAGUGAGGAGGAGAUGAAUUCAAAAGAACUUGAAGUUUGCCAUCAAUGCAGUUCUCUCCCUGAACCAUCUCAGGAGCAACUUAGAGGCUUGAGAAGUUCCAGGUGUUCACCGACCCGUACAAUCGCGCCGGGAUUAGGAUUAUCCCUUAGCAGUGAAUUUUUACCUGUAGAACUAUUUGUCUUAACUGCCGACAUAUCAACCGGUGUAAGAUUACGAGACUUCUUUGGAAAAUAACGGUUCUUCUUAUCCAGAUAUAUGUGAAGGGAGCUCAUUUGUCAUCCUUCAGGCUAGCUUUACAUGUAUUAUUAUUUUGUUUCAUUUUUACUGCUUACACGCCCUUGCUUUCCUAUUAAACGCUUUUCCCUUCUGUCAAAAGAGUGCCACCUUGAGUCUUCUGUGAUAUGAAAGUAUGAAAAAAAUUCCUUUUUUCUGCUGGCGAAUACAUGAGUAAAUUAUCCCUAGCCCUUACCAAAAGCAACUAACCAUAAGAGGGGGCACAGCUAUAAAUUAGAGGGUUCAGCAUUAGUGCGUAGUCUGGAUGUAGUGCGGCCGCCUUUUAGGGUUGGGCAGGUUUGAAUUUGAAGGAUUCUAAUUCUGAUUUCUUGUUUUGAUUCCGAUUCCUAAUGAGUCUCGAUUCCGAUGCUUUUAAGAGGCAGGGUCAUAAAAGUUUGCAUGGUUUAAAUGAGGGCACCAACCAGUUAUUUUUGGAUGAAAUGUCUGAACUUCUCCAUGGAUUUUUAAAUUACAUGAACUUUCUAUCAACUUUACUAUAAUUUUUUGACAGGGCUAUUUUCAAGCAGUAUAUAAGUAUCAAGUUACUUUUUACAGGUGUACACUUUCAUAAAAGAUGUUUACUUUGUACUUUGUGUGAGUUGAGACGGUCCCUUGACUGUUGCUACUGUGCAAGUGAAUAAACUUGCCUAGCCGUAGCUCCCGACAAUAUUCAAGGCUGCAAUACACUCGAUCCCCAAUUUACGAACACAAUUGGUUCCAGACGACCGUUCUUAA